Arachis duranensis is the source of this 1847-nucleotide messenger RNA. Its product is annotated as (-)-germacrene D synthase. Gene Ontology annotation, biological process: diterpenoid biosynthetic process. Gene Ontology annotation, molecular function: magnesium ion binding; terpene synthase activity. NCBI's taxonomy places the organism in Eukaryota, Viridiplantae, Streptophyta, Magnoliopsida, Fabales, Fabaceae. The record is from RefSeq and is a predicted model, not a curated record.
UACACGCAUAAACACAUUUGCAAAUUGUAAUAAUGUCACUUGCAGCUUCUGCCUUAGCUCUCAAAAUCCACUAUGAAGCACGUGACGAUGAUUUCAAGAGACCUUUUGUGAAAUAUAGUCCCAACAUUUGGGGCAAUAUCUUCCUUCAAUUUGAUUCCGAUCCCCUGGAAGUUUAUGAUAAUACGAGGCAACAAGAUCAAGUAUAUAAGGAAAAAGUGAGGAUGUACCUAUCUUCAAGUAAUAACAUCCUAGAAAAAUUAAGUAUUAUCGACUCAAUUCAGCAAUUGGAUAUUUCUUAUCAUUUUGAGGAUGAAAUUGGUGAAGCAUUAGAACAAAUCUACAAUGAUCUUGCCAAAAAUAGGUUUAACCUAAAAGAAGAAAACCUUCAUUUUCAUUCGUUACUUUUUCGUUUACUCAGACAAAAAGGAUUUCACAUUUUAUCAGAUAUAUUUAACAAAUUCAAGAACAACAAAGGCAAGUUCAAUAAUGAAAUGAUUGGCCAAGAUAUUCAAGGAAUAUGGAGUUUGUAUGAAGCAGCACAAUUAAGUAUUCACGGAGAAGAUAUAUUAGAAGAAGCAAUUGAUUUCACAUAUGCUAAUCUUAAGUCCAGGAUCAUGUUGAAUAAUCAUCAAUUGAGCCCAACUCUUGCUACACACAUUGAUCAAUGCUUAAGGCAACCUCUUCACAGGGCAAUUCCAAGAGUAAAGUCAAGGUCUUACAUAUCUCUCUAUGAAAAAGAUCCUUCUCAUAACAAAGAUCUUUUAGCAUUUGCAAAAUUAGAUUUUAAUAUGCUACAGAAAAUGCACCAAAACGAAGUUGGCAGUAACACCAAGUGGAGGCAUACUUCUGGUCACUAAUAAUUCCUGAGCCCAAAUAUAGCAUUCAUAGAAGAAUAUUGGGCAAAUUGAUCACAUGCAUUGCUACUCUAGAUGACACUUAUGAUAACUAUGGCACAAUUCAAGAACUUGAGCUCUUCACUCAGGCAAUGCACAGAUGGGAUAUGGGUCAUAUCGAAUCUCUUCCAGAGUGCAUGAAAGUGGCAUUUAGUGUGGCUGUAAAACUAUGUGAUGAGAUAGAGUUGCAGACUGCAAAGAAUGGAAACUCCACCUUGGUGCUUCAAUAUGUCAAACAAGCUUUUUUCAAUUUUGUACAAGGUUAUUUAGUUGAAGCAAAAUGGUGUGAUGAGAAGUAUGUUCCAACAUAUGAGGAGUACAAGAUUAAUGGAAUUGCAACUUCAACAUGCCCACUUCAAAUGACAAUAUUAAUUGGUUUGGGAGAAUUUGCAACAAAAGAUAUGUUUGAUUGGAUUUUGAAUAAUCCAAAAGUCAUGAAAGCUGUAUCACUUAUUGCCAGACUCAUGGAUGACCUAGGCACACAUAAGGUUGAACAAGAAAGAGAACAUGUUGCUUCUGCAGUGGAAUGUUGCAUGAAACAAUAUGAUGUUUCAGAAGAAGAUGCAUAUAAACUCAUUCAAAUUGAAAUUAAGGGUUAUUGGAAGGAUAUAAAUGAAGCUUGCCUAAUCAAUUUAGAUGACAUUCCAAAGCACGUGCUUGAUUUAAUUCUUGGCUUGGCACGUGCGGUUGAGUUCACAUACUCAAAUAUAGACGAUGCCAUGGGAAACUUUGAGGAUAAAUUUUCAAACGGACAACUUUCCAAAGAUUAUGUUGUUGCACUACUUUUGGAUCCUAUUGUCUCUUAAUCAUUUUAUCCAGAAAUUCAAAGUGAAAGUUGUGUCAUAUUUUCCAUGCUCGGUUACAUUUUACUUCCUAAUAAUCAUUGUAUCAUGAAACUCAGCUUAUUAUGUAAUAUCUUAAUUUGGUGUUUAAAUUUUAAUCAUUAUUGUAUCA